CCGUCCUUUAAAUAUAAACGUGUGUGAGUGUUGUAUCAUUAGCUCAGUUCUCUUAGUUCGGACGACUGACCGUUCUGCAAGCUUGACAAGCUCAUCAGUCGUUCACCAAGGUCUAUCACAACUAGUUCAUUUCGUUAACACUGCUUAAAAUUAAUCGAAAUUGAUCAUAACUAACAAUAAUUGAUCGCAAUUGGUUGAGAUUUUAUUACCGCGUCGACCUGAAACGUAUCUACCGAAUAAUCGUAAUUGAGUAUUCUUGUAUUAUUACAUAACAGUAUCGAAUAAUGAAUCAUUUUUAUCGAAUAAUAGCAACGUAGUUAUUUUAUUUAUGCAUACAGUUUAAGUGGAGUUUUACUUUUACGGACUUUGUUAAUUAUACCAACUAGUUCAUUUUCAUGGAUUAUUUGUGAAGUUGUGAAGCAUUGAAAAAGUAUUCUGAUAAUUAUUUUGGCGUAAAUAAACAAACUGAGUUUUAAAAAUUUGUUAUUUGACAAAAUUAUGGAAGGUGGUCCUUUUGAUGAUCAACUAUUUUCUGACUUUGGAGGUCGUACUGGUACAGGCGUACACAGCAUUCAAGUGAUGUUAGGAUUACACGGAGCAGCCCAUACUUCAGAUCUAAUACCACCGGGUGGCCAUUUACACAAGCUUGACUCGUCCGGCGGUUCACCAACUCAUCAUCAAAAUUCCCAUCAUCUGCAACAGCAACAACAGCAGCAGCAACAACAACAGCAACAACAACAACAGCAACAACAACAGCAACAAAAAGAGCUCAAAGAACUUGAACUUUCAGGAAUUUAUUCACCGUUAACACAAACUCAAGACGUCACCACUUCAACUGCAUCUUCGCCUACAUCUACUUCUACAGCUCUGCAACAAAAUCUUCAUAUAAACAAUUCGCUUAAACGGAAACCCGACGAUUCCAUCAAUUCAAUGACACACGUUACGAGUGAAUCUCAACCUCCUAAGAAAGAUUCGAAAAAAAAAACGGACAAUAAUGGGAUUAAAAAAAAGAAAACAAGAACGACUUUCACUGCGUAUCAAUUAGAAGAAUUGGAACGGGCUUUUGAACGCGCUCCUUAUCCAGAUGUAUUUGCUAGAGAAGAGCUUGCACUCAAGCUCGCUCUUUCAGAAUCACGAGUCCAAGUAUGGUUCCAAAAUCGCCGCGCUAAAUGGCGCAAAAGAGAGCCACCUCGCAAAACUGCAGGGUAUAUGACUGCUGGUUCAGCAAGUCCUGGACUGACAGGUUCAUUUCCAUCAUUAAACAAUAGCCUUAACCCUUUUGCUUCAAGUACAAACGUUGCAACUGCGACACCACCAGACGCCUGGGCGUACUCUCCAGCUUAUGAUCUUACACCUCAUCUCAAUCUUCUUAGUCCUUCAAAUUCACCGUAUACGAGUUCUUUCGCUGGUCCAAGUAAUAAUGGAUCUGCAUAUUCUUAUGCAACGAUGCUACCACAGCACGACACAUCUCUGUUUUCUGCCCCUUCAAACAACACAAUGCGUGUUCAUCAAGAUUACAUGAACACAACGAACAAUAGUCCACCACCAGCUUUAAUUAGAGCUGAUUAUCAGAGUAUAGUGGCAGCGCAUUCACCUCAACAUUCAAAUCAUCUCGGUUCUACUGGAAAUGUUAAUUCCAUGUCGGAAGAUGAGCACCAGCAAAAUAAACAACUUGAAUAUGUAACCGGUCUAAGUCCACCUGAUAAAUAUCACCAUGAUCAAUCGGACUACACAUCCCACCAUCAUCAACAGCAAUCUCAAGAAGCUUCUCAUCAAAAGCAAGAAUACGGUAUGCCUUCAUCACCACCUUCUACUCGUCAAACUAUAAAAGAUCAAGUUCUUGUUAAAAGUGAACCUUCUGGUCAACAGAGUUACGUGCAACUUCCGUCUUUUUUGAAUUAACUCGGACCCUCAGGUUCCGAGUUAGAUAUAAUCCUUCAACGCAAUAAAGUGCUCUUCUUAUAACUACUCACGUUAAUGUGGAUAUUUAAAUUUUUACGUGCCUUGUUAUUCUUAAUAUUUCAUUACUGUAUAUGCCUUAGAGUCUAAGCCCUCAAGUGCAUUGACACAAUUUUCUUCUUGCAAUAUAUCGAUGAAAAAUAUAUUUUUGUUGGUGGUUAGGUAAAAUUUUGUUACCCAAACAUGGAGUCUGACUUCUUAGGAAUUAGUGGUGGUAUUGAGGGCUUAUUAAUAUUGGAGAAUUAUGACUGUUAAUAAUUACUGCUAUAAUUUCAUUAAAAUUUACUCAUUAAUGGAUGUUAAUAUAUAAUAUCAUUUUACUUUACGUUAUAUAAAUAAAUAAAAUAAAAUAAGUACUUUAAGAUUUUA
This is a messenger RNA of Microplitis demolitor, 2328 nucleotides long. It is a transcript of the gene repo, whose product is annotated as AF4/FMR2 family member lilli-like. The record is from RefSeq and is a predicted model, not a curated record. The transcript has 3 exons. Gene Ontology annotation, biological process: regulation of transcription by RNA polymerase II. Gene Ontology annotation, cellular component: nucleus. The coding region runs from base 499 to 1902 and encodes 467 amino acids. NCBI's taxonomy places the organism in Eukaryota, Metazoa, Arthropoda, Insecta, Hymenoptera, Braconidae. Gene Ontology annotation, molecular function: DNA-binding transcription factor activity, RNA polymerase II-specific; sequence-specific double-stranded DNA binding.